Messenger RNA from [Torrubiella] hemipterigena, 4420 nucleotides. The record is from the annotation of a GenBank genome assembly. NCBI's taxonomy places the organism in Eukaryota, Fungi, Ascomycota, Sordariomycetes, Hypocreales, Clavicipitaceae.
GGCACUGUCUCUACAGGCUUUGCUGAUUGCAGCCCCCCUUGGCUGGGAGAGGUAAUGUCAGGUCCUGCUCACCUGUUCUAGUUAGCGUCUACGGACCGUUAUCUUAUCGGACCUGCUAAUGUUCGUGGACGACAGUGGCCCUUCACGUCAUUCAAAUUUGUUGCGCCAGCCAACCCACGCUUCCGUUGAGAGUGAUGCCUUAAUAUUGCCCACAAUCUUACACUAUAGAUGGGUUACAGCUCAAACGAUACUAUGGAUGAAACAGGCCGCGUUACGGCGUUGUCCCGUCCGCCUCUGUAUGGUCUAGAGUCUAACCAGAGCUCGUCAAGCGUCUUCCAUGACGUAGAGAUGGCUCAGGAAGAGCUGUUUUCUGGACCAGUCGCAGAAAGUCUUCCUUCUAGCGUCUCAGCCUUCUCCCAUCGAAGACGUCGCACUGAUUCAAAUGCCAGUUUUGCUUAUUACGACGAGGAAGACGACCCUGAUCCACGCCCAAAUAAUUUAAACGCGGUUGAAGAGUGGGAUACAGACUCACGGCGUCCAAGUGCCGAUGUCGGUGAUAUUGACUUCGCUGUUGAUGUUAUCGACGAUUUUGACGACUUUGACGAAGACUCGGCGGACGCGACUUACCAAGCCUCAGAAGGUGACUACGCCCUCCGUCGCCGCUCUUCUACCCACUCUAGAAUCUCUGUUCGCGCAGCGCUUCUCCGAAGAGAUAGCUCUGCUACUGCUGGGAGUUCAAGGGUCGUGGGGCGUAACAGCCAAAAGGUGUACAUGACCAAUGAGGACCUCACCAUCGCUGUAGCUGGUUUUCGUACAGGGACAAUCAGAUCUAUUGUAUACAUUUGCUUGUGCAUAUGUACACUUGGGCUUGCAUUUCUACUUUGUAGGUGGCUCCCUCGCUGGUAUGUGGCUAUUCUUGGUCGACCAUGCGCAUUAAAGGAAUGCGACUGGGUCGUAAUUGAGAACCAAUGGGGCGAGCUAGCCUUGGUUCCUGUUAUUGAACAGCCAUUUGGGCGACCAGCUUCAACUGUCUUUGGACUUCCAGACAAAAUCCCUAUGUACGGACUUGACGAUGAGACUGAUCCCCUUAUGGAUACUCUACGAACAGUGGACUACAGAUAUGUCCGGUUUUAUUUUCACCCACUCAAGGACAAAUUUGUGCUUUGCGGUGGUUGGAAAGACCCUAACUGGACUGACGUACGCCUGGCUAGAACUGGUAUGGAUGGUGAGGAAAAGCUCUUGCGCGAAACAAUGUUUGGAAGCAACCUCAUUGAUAUUGAACAAAAAUCAACGGGUCAGCUUUUGGUUGAUGAGGUGCUCCAUCCUUUCUACAUUUUCCAAGUUGCCAGCUUGGUCCUGUGGUCUAUGGAUUCGUACUAUUACUACGCUGCUUGCAUUUUUGUGAUGUCUGUAGGAAGUAUUGCCGCUACGCUGAUUGAGACCCGUGCAACAAUGAAACGAUUGCGGGAGAUCUCUCGAUUUGAAUGUGAUGUCCGUGUACUUCGAAGUGGAUUUUGGAAAUACGUCUCUUCCAGCCAACUUGUGCCGGGUGAUGUCUACGAACUUAGUGACCCGAAUCUUACCCAAUUUCCCAGCGAUAGUGUACUACUUACAGGGGACUGCAUUGUCAAUGAAAGUAUGCUGACUGGAGAGUCUGUACCUGUUUCAAAGCUUCCAGCAUCCGACGGUACCCUUCAAGAUAUGAACCUGGGAGCAGCUUCUGUCUCACCUGAUACUGCUCGCCAUUUCUUGUACUGCGGAACCAAAAUCAUUCGAGCUCGACGGCCACAAGAAGAUGAGAAUGGAGAUGCGGUUGCUCUUGCACUGGUAGUGCGGACCGGCUUCAACACCACGAAAGGAUCUCUUGUUAGAUCCAUGCUCUUCCCAAAACCAUCCGGGUUCAAGUUCUACAGAGAUUCAUUUCGAUAUAUCAGCGUCAUGGGAGUUAUUGCGCUAGCUGGGUUUGCAGCAUCAUUGGUCAACUUCAUCCGUUUAGAAUUGGAGUGGCACCUCAUCAUUGUUCGCGCUCUGGAUUUGAUUACUAUUGUCGUCCCCCCGGCACUUCCUGCAACGCUCACGAUCGGCACCAACUUUGCCUUGGCGAGGUUGAAGAGCAAGAAGAUAUUUUGCAUAAGCCCACAACGGGUAAUUGUUGCUGGAAAAUUGGAUAUCAUGUGUUUUGACAAGACUGGUACUCUUACGGAAGAGGGUCUCGACGUUUUUGGUAUACAGGUAGCUUCCAAAGCUCAAGGUCGUUUCUCUGACUUGCUCAAGAACCCUGAAAUCUUAUCGACUGCUCCAUAUACCGCUGGUUCAGUACCAGAUGCUUCAGCCGCUAUUCUUUAUACCAUGGCAACUUGCCAUUCUCUGCGAUCAGUCGAUGGGAGCUUGGUCGGAGAUCCACUAGACUUGAAGAUGUUUGAAUUUACCACAUGGGACUUUGAAGAGGGUGGUCAAGCGACAGGGGAAGGGGAGGACGCCGAUCAAACAAGCCUAGCCCCUCCCACUGCCAGGCCAAAAAAUCGCUCUAUGGAACUUGGGGUCCUCAAAUCGUUUGAGUUUGUAUCUCAGUUGCGACGAGCAAGCGUUGUUGUUCGCCAGUUCGGACAAAGGAGUGGCGAUAUUUUCGUGAAGGGCGCACCGGAAGCGAUGCGUGACAUCUGCCGACCAGAUACCUUUCCCCACGACUACGACGAGCUACUUUCUUACUAUACUCACAAAGGAUACCGUGUAAUCGGGUGCGCCACGCGCCAUAUUCCGAAGGUCAGCUGGGUAAAGGUUCAGAAGAUGGCACGUAGCGAAGCAGAGAACGAUCUUGAUUUCAUUGGCUUCAUCAUUUUUGAGAACAAACUGAAACCAAGUACAGCUGGUAUCAUAACGGAACUCCAAAGUUCCAAUAUUCGCACUGCCAUGGUGACAGGCGAUAACAUUUUGACAGCUAUUAGCGUGGCCAGGGAAUGUAGCCUUUUGGACCCAACAGCACACUGUUUCGUACCACACUUCACACGGGGUGACUGCCUUGAUCCUAAUGCUGAGAUUCAGUGGGACAGCAUUGAGAAUAGCUCGUACAGACUUGACGGGAAUACCCUUGUACCGCUCUCCCCACCACCUGAUAUGGAAACAUCUCUACCAUAUCAUAUAACAAAUUUAAGAAAUUACUCUCUCGCUGUGACUGGCGACGUCUUUCGGUGGAUUAUUGACUACGCACCGGCCCACGUGUUACGAAGGAUGCUUGUGCAAGGUAAAGUAUUCGCUCGAAUGUCUCCAGAUGAAAAACAUGAACUAGUGGAGAAGCUCCAGAGUAUUGGAUUCUCCUGCGGAUUUUGUGGCGACGGCGCCAAUGAUUGCGGAGCGCUUAAGGCAGCUGAUGUUGGCAUUUCCUUGAGCGAAGCAGAAGCAUCAGUUGCUGCUCCAUUUACUUCUCGCGUUUUUGAUAUUCGCUGCGUGGUAGAAGUCAUCCGGGAGGGUCGCGCUGCGCUGGUAACCAGCUUUAGCUGCUUCAACUACAUGAGCUUGUACUCCGCGAUCCAGUUCACUUCGGUCAGCUUUCUCUAUGCCAAAGCUUCGAAUUUGGGAGACUUUCAGUUUCUCUUCAUUGAUUUACUUCUCAUUCUUCCCAUCGCUAUUUUUAUGGGUUGGGCUGGACCAGCUGAUACUCUAUGUCGCAAGCGACCGCGGUCUGACCUUGUCUCCAGGAAGGUUCUCACACCUCUCCUAGGACUAAUGGCAAUCUGUAUCACGAUACAAGCUAUAUCGUAUACCGUGGUCAAGAGACAAAAGUGGUACAUCCCUCCAGUGAUUGACCACGACGAAUCCAAUACAGAAAACUCAGAAAACACGGCACUAUUCUUGACAUCAUGCUUUGAAUAUAUAUUUUCAGGCGUCAUACUGAAUGCUGGUGCCCCAUUUAGGCAGGGAGUCAAGUAUAACUGGCCAUUUGUUGUCACCAUCCUCACCGCUCUCACGAUAACAGUGCACAUGCUGUUCAAUCCUUCGAAAUGGCUGAGGACUCUCAUGGAGUUGACGUAUAUAAGCACUUGGUUUAAAUUCCUCAUUAUUGGGCUUGGAGUGGUAUAUUUGGUCCUGUCAUGGAGUUUUGUCACAUUUGGAGCCCCCACCUUGGCUUCUGCAAUUGGUAGCGCCAAAUUGAAAAUGACGGGGAAGCGGAAACAGCGGAAAGAAUACAAGGUCAUAGAGGAGGAAAUACGGCUAGACAAACUUUGAGGCUAUCACGGCAGCGCUUUCUGUAGCAAAGCGACAAACAGUAUCCCCUACUGAGGGGAUCAUUACCUCACCAACACAAUGGCGAAAUUUUGAAGUCCAUCUAUUGAGCUUAAGACUCUUUUUUAUAGAAAUAUUACACCAAAGUUGACAAGAUCACAUCAUAUAUCCCUUCUUAGAGUGAAGUCUAAUUGGUAUU